AUGCUCACCCUCCGCCGGGCAUGCUCAGUCGCCGCGGCGAGGCAGGAGUCCCCCCCCCCGAGCAAGCAGUUGGGACACCGGCUUUCGCCUUCCUGCCUCGCUAGCGGCUGGCGAAGCAACUUUAGGUGAGCGGGAGGGGAAAGUCCGGAGCCACCGGGCGGGCCCUGCUGCGAGCGAGUGGAUCUGCGAGGAAGGGGGUGGGAUGCUGGGCAGAGCCCUCUCCCUGCAAUAGGCAGAUGCAGACAGGGAGGGGGGCGAGAAAGGGACGUGGGGUUGCGCACCCGCCUUGAUCGGGAGGGGCGGAAGCAAUAAGGCGUCUCUAUCACGAGGUUGGGGGGGGGUCGGGGAGGGAAGCGAUUGCCCUUAGCCUCGCAGCUGCUCCGGUGCUUUGGGGUUGUUCGCUGCAAUGUGGCUGGCAAGCAGUUCCCAGGGAAAUUGGUUUCAACUUUCCCCGUUUCCUCUUUCACACCAUCGCCCCCCUUUUCCGAGAGUUUCCAGUUGGGUGGUGGCCUCCACCCCACCGCCAGCUUCCAAUUCUGUGCUUGCUUCGGCUAGCUGUGCCUGUGAACUAGGCCUUAAAGAAGCCUCCAGAUCAGUGUUUCCUAAACUUGGGUCUCCCAACUGGGUUGUUGUUUUUUUUGGACUACAACUCCCAUCAUCCCCAGCUAGCAAGACCAGUGGACAGGGAUGAUGGGAAUUGUAGUCUGAAAAAAACAGCGGGCGAGCCAAGUUUGGGAAACACUGCUCUGGGAUGAUGUUGGACUACAACUCCCAGCCCUAGCUAGUGUGCUCAGUGGUCAGGGAUGAUGGGAGUUGUAGUCCAAUAACACUCAUAUGUGCCUUAAAAGAAACAAACAGAAACCUUUCCCGAGGAUUUUUGGCUGCAUCUGGGGAUAGACCUGUGAUAUUAGUAAAGCUGCACUCCCAGGCCUGCUUCUGAGCUAACAAGGGAGUGAAAGGUGACAGGCAACUCAAGAGCUAGCUGUUCUCCCUAAAGCCCAACAAUUUUGCUCAGGUUUUCGUAAAUGACACUAACAAUGUUAGUGUUGCUGUUGCUACCCUGUGAGCUAUACCUGUGUAAUUGAAAGUGGGGAAUCAUAAAUACAGCAGCACAGGAAAACCCUUGCACUAGAACCCAUUCGCUCUUGAGGGGCCCAGUGUGCAGACAGGGCUGUCACUUCUCCAGUAUCCUGACCUCACAAGCCUGGCCCCUGUGAUGUCACAAGGCAAUGACUCUUGCUUGACAAAUUUUGAAAGACAAAAAUCUCUGCACUGGGGGAGGUUGUACCAGUAAACAUAUAACUCUGGGGGUUUCACAUUUUUAUGUAAAACUGCUUUGUCAGGUUCAUCUGAAAAGUGAUAUAUAAAUACCUCAAAAUGAAUGACCGAAUAUGUUCUUGGUGAGUUUACAUUGGUUGUAGUUAAGCACUAUAAAGUGGUUACUGAAGUUUUAGGGUUAGGAACACCGAAACUGCCAGUAUGGCAUCGGAGAGGAUCUUGAGGGUGGCCUUAAGAGUUGCCUUGUGUCUGUGUAUUUUUUAUUUUUAAAUCUGGUCUGUUUCUGAAUCACUGUCUCCUCUGCUCCAGUCUGUGUGUUGGGUUCCAUGGCACUCUGUGUAAAACUUAUCUCUCCAUUUGCCUUAAUGGGCACUCUAAAUAUGGCUAUAAUCCCCUGACUUUUGGUGGAAGCAGAUGAAAUUUACAGACACUGGAUAAAACUUAAUCAAGAGUGGGUUAAGCCUGUCAAAUUGCAGACAAAUAGGCCUAGGAACUCUGGCGGGGGAACAUUCUUCUGCAAUCCAUAUUAGGGCAAUACAUUGAUUAGGCAAAAAGGACUUAAGCCUCCAUUUUGGCUUCACAUUUUGGAGGAGGGUGGGAAGCAGGGGUUUAUCUCACUCCUUCUUGCCUUUAAAUGAUUAAGAGGUGACUGAGUGCUGUGCUUGUGCAUUUAAAAAACCUUUCUGCUGGUGGUUAUGUUCUCUGAAAUAGGCUGUACAGAUCCCUGAUAGGCCUCACAACAUGAGACUGACUAGGACACUGCCUUGGAGUUGUGAAGAUCUUUGUUGUUUGCUAAAGUUGAACAGCAUAGAUUUUUUUUUUUAAGCACAUAUUUAAAAAUCAUUCACUGUUGUGCUUUGUGAAAAAUAAUGCGGAGCUCUUGUUACUACUCCACGGGCAACCUUUAAUUUAGCCUCACUUCAUGCAAAGUCCAUGGAACUAGGGAAAGAUUGAGACAUAGGCAAACAUAGAGCUACAAUGGUCAGAAAAUUACAGAGCUACAAAGUUCAGAAAAACAAAGUGACAAGGCUUUGUGGAGUCCCUGUCUCAUGUACAUGUGUGUUGAUGUCAUACUUUGACAGGAGAAGCCCCCAAAACAGUGUUAGAAUUCUCCUGGAUGCUAGGUCCAGUUGCGACCAUGUGGACUUCCUUGGAUGCUAGGAUGGUGGCAGACACCUCCAUUGUGCUGACGGAUCUACACAAUUCAUUUACAGCUUUUUAAUCUUGGAGGGGCAGGGGAAGGCACCUCUUAGAACAGGCAUAGGCAAACUCGGCCCUCCAGAUGUUUUGGGACAACAACUCCCAUCAUCCCUGACCACUGGCCCUGUUAGCUAGGGAUGAUGGGAGUUGUAGUCCCAAAACAUCUGGAGGGUCGAGUUUGCCUAUGCCUGUCCUAGAAAUUCCAUUGUGGUGACCAUUACCUAGGUUUAACAUGCCGUUUGGCAAAUAGCUUUUGUAUUUGAGUUUCUAAAUCACUCCAGUUUGCCUCAUUGUUUAGCCUCCACACCCCUAGUAUAUAUCCAUAAUGGUUAGCAGCCAUUGGUAGCAUUUUCACCCAUGAAUUUGCCUAAUCCCCUUUUAAAGCUGUUUACAUUGGUGGCCAUGACCACAUCUUUUGAUACUGAAUUCCACAACUACUCUCUGUCUGCAGAAGGACUUCCCUUUGUCUGUUCUGAAUUUCCCACCAUUUCAGGGGAGGGGGAACAUUUUCCCUAUCUACACCCUCUAGUCUAUGCCUUGCCUCCCUUCCCCUUAUCCUUGUUUUUUCACAAAAUUCAAAAGCUGUUGUAACCUUUCCUUACAGGGGGAGUUGCUUCAACCUCUUGACCUUUUCGGUUGUCAUUUUCUGCAUCUUUUUCAUCUCUGCAAUAUCCUUUUUUGAGGUAUGUUGACCAGGGCAGUUUUAUUUCUUGCCCCUUUCCUAAUUAUCCUAAACAGGGAUUUGGGGAUAAGAUGAGAAUCUUAGACCAUUUCAAGGUAGAGUUGUACACUGGGGUAUAUAGCACUUCGCACAAUAAUUGAUCAAUAGCUAUCAGCUGAUGAAGUAACUGUUCCAGUCCCCCCAUGUAGCCAAUGCAGUAUAAUUCUGCAUUAUUAUGAUCUUAGAUUCAGUGUGUUUGGUGCCCUCCAAUAUUUUACAUAAACGAUUCCAGCAGCUGCCAAUAUUUUACAUGAAUGACUUGAGUAGCUGCUGUCAUAUAACUAAAAGUUCAUAAUAUGGGUUCAGUCCCCUGAGUACGUGACAGAAGGAAUAAUUUUAGGUGGUAGCAUUGCUUACGACCAAUAUACUCUUGACAUUUUUUGAAGCAUCCAAUUUUUCCACAAAUUGCUAUUACAGUGCUUCAAGGUGUGUAAUAAAUGCCUAGAAUGAUAUGUAUAAAUACCAAAGAUUGAAGUUCUUAUUGCUAAAUUGACAUUAAGCAGGAAGAAAACCUAGUUUAUAAUGUGAUAUUGGGUAUUCAGUGUCAUAGAUGUCAGUCUACAGAAUAAUGAUUGUUGCCAGCAGGCAGCUUGGUAUGCAAUUCUGAAUAUAAAAUAUGACUUUUUAAUGCAAUUUAAACACUGUAUAGAAGGCUAACCAGCUUAUAUGAGUUCCCCACAUUAAUAAUAAGAAAAAUAUAUAUCUUUCUUUAGUACAAUAUGCAUCAUUCCCGUCCAAUCUAAUUUUUUAAAAACAAGCUUAAAUUUUUUUAUUUUUAAUUAAGACUUCUCUCUGCUUGGGACUCCCAGCAACUUACAAUGUAUAACCCACAGGCUAUCACUUGAAUCACACUGUCCUAUCCCAGCUUCUGUGGGAAUUCAAUAUCACCAUGGGGCAGACACUCAUGAACCCGUUGUUCAUGGGAAAAUACUUGUUGGGGAGCGAGGGAGAAGCCUUAAUCUGCUGGUUACAAGUGAUGGGUUGCUGCCUUGGAGAACUAGGCAAAAGAAAGGGUAAGGACCAAGUGUUCCUUUGGUAUUGAGCUUCAGGUUAAGACUGCUGCUUUGUAGCUCUUGUCAGCCACUCUAUUACAGUUGUACCUUGGAAGUCGAAUGGAAUCUGUUCCGGAAAUCCGUUUGACUUCCAAAACAUUCAAAAACCAAAUUGCGGCUUCUGAUUGGCUGCAGGAAGCUCCUGCAGCCAAUCAGAAGCCGUGGAAGCCCUAUUGGACAUUUGGGUUCCAAAAGAACGUUUAUGUUUGCAAACCGGAACAAUCACUUCCGAGUUUGCGGCGUUCGGAGCCAAAACGUACGAGUUCCAGGGCAUUUGACAACAAAGCUACAAAUAGUUUUCAUUUCGUAUCUUUUCUUCUUUCUAGGUGUAGCUAUUCUGUGUUGAGCAGCUAGUUUGGGAACUCUGAAGCAGGGGUGGCUAACCACUUGUUGUUGGACUACCAACUCCUAUCAUCCCCAGUUGGCCUAGCCAGUGGUCAGAGAUGAUGGGAGAUGUAGCCUAUCAGCACCUGAAGGGCAAGUGGUCGGUGAUUAGAAUUGCUAAUGCGUGUUUAUGGGCACAUUCCAAAAUAAAAAUAAAAAUCUGGAAGGGAGGAAUAUGUCACGAUUUUAAAAAUUACGUUUAGCAUCCAUUUAAGAGGAUACCAAUCACUCUUCGUCAAAUGUUGUUGAGUAAAACAUUGUCUCCCAGAAAGUGAAGAAUGCCUAA
This is a messenger RNA of Podarcis lilfordi (Lilford's wall lizard), 4921 nucleotides long. Lineage: Eukaryota; Metazoa; Chordata; Lepidosauria; Squamata; Lacertidae. The record is from the annotation of a GenBank genome assembly.